This is a messenger RNA of Dermatophagoides pteronyssinus (European house dust mite), 3447 nucleotides long. RefSeq lists its product as uncharacterized. Gene Ontology annotation, biological process: regulation of G protein-coupled receptor signaling pathway; positive regulation of GTPase activity. Gene Ontology annotation, cellular component: cytoplasm. Gene Ontology annotation, molecular function: GTPase activator activity. Lineage: Eukaryota; Metazoa; Arthropoda; Arachnida; Sarcoptiformes; Pyroglyphidae. The record is from RefSeq and is a predicted model, not a curated record.
AAAACAACAACAAAAAUCAUUAUCAUUAUCAUUGUCUACAAUACGGCCAAAUUUUGUGAAAUUUUUUAAUCGAAAUCAUACAAAAAAUAUCAAUGAAAAUCAACAACAACAACAACAAUUUCGUAAUUCAUCAAUACCGGAAACAGUAUUCUUAGGCAGUCAACGAUCAUUAUCAUUUGCAUUGAACAAUCAACAACAGAUAAAGCAGUCUAGAUAUUCUGUGCCAACAAUCAUACAGAAAGAUAAAGCACAAAAAUCCUGGGAACGUAUGAUGAAAAUGAAAAAUGAUGAAAAACGUAAUAAAAGAAAAACAACACGUCUUUUAUCAUCAGUUCAACAACAAAAAACAGCCUUAAUCAAUAAUUAUAAUCAGAAUAAAAUUAAAACAAAUGUUGUUGUCAUUAUUGAUGAAAGUUCACCAACCAAAAUUCCUUGCAACGAUUCAUUCGAAUCAAUUCCAAUAUGUUCAGAUUCUAUUCAAUCAAAACAUCAGCCAACGGAACCAACAAAUCAAACAAUCAAGGAAAAAGAAAAAACCGAAUCAAUUAAUAGUGAUCACAAUAAUAACAUUGAUCACAAUUCUAUUGAGAAUAUUUCCAAUAAUAAUCAUAAUCAACAAUCACAAACAAAUCUUGAACAAAAACGUAUAAUGUCAUCAUCAUUUACAUUGACGGCAACACCAUUAGCUUCCAUACCGACAACAUUAACAACAACUACAAUUGUGGAUCAAAUACCGAAUUGUCAGCCACAACAGCCAAAACAAAAAUCUGAUUUAAUCUUGGAACAACAAGAACAAUUUCAAUCAAAUGGAACAAAUUAUUGUUCUGAAUCGAUUUCAUUGGUAGAACAGAAAAUAAAAGCAAAUUCUAUCAUAACAGACACUAAUACAACAACGACGACAGAUCAUAAUAAUAAAAAAACGAUGACUAUGACGAUGGCUCAUAAUAAUAAUAAUCUCAUUAAUAACACUAAUAAUAAUAAUAAUAGUAAUGAUGUCGAUCCAUUUGAAGAUGACGAUGGAAUCAUCGACGAUUCAAAAAAAAUUAAUGAAAAUAAUACAUCGUCAGCUAGACAAUCAGAAGAUCAAUCGGGUGGUUCUGGAAAUACGAAUAAAACUAAACCAGAUAGCUGUAGUAGUUAUAGUAGUUUAAAUAAUGAUGAAAUGAAUAGUGCAACAUCAUUAUAUAGUCAAGAAAGUGCUGUUGAAACACGUAUGACACGUGCAAAUGUAUCAGUUAGACCUGUUAAUAUGAAUUAUCAACGUAAAUAUUCAUUGGCAGUUCCAGGCGAACCAAGAUAUGUACAUCGUCGUGAAUCUGGCUCACGAUCACCAUUAAAUUCAAGUUGUGGUGGGCUUAGUCCUUCCGAAUUAAGUACACCAAGUCCUAGCUGUAGUAAUAGCAUAAAUGAAGAUCAAUCUUCAUUUAGUAGCCAUUCAAUACAUUCAAAACAUUGUACAUUAUCGGUUGAUGAAUUAUUUCUGAAAUCAUCACAUCAUCAGCAAACAACAACAGCAACAUUGCUACAAGCAGCUGCGGCUGCAGCUGCUGCUGGUAUUGGUGUCGGUGUAGGUUCACCUGACGAUGGUGAUGAUGAUGGCAUCUAUGAUGAUCUAAUUCAAAUGGAUUUAGAUGAUAAUAAUAAUAAACAUGAUACAAAUUCGGGCAGCAGUAAUGUUGGAAAUACAGUCAAUAAUAAAAAGAAUAAACAUUCACGAUUAGUGGAUGAAUUGUGUCGUAAUCUUAUACAUUUAAAAACGGCUACAUCAUUAGAUAAUUGUAGUGAUAGUCGCAAAUCGAAUUCAAAUACAACAAUAAAAUCGAUAAUAUCGAAUACUAAAGAUAAUGAACAAUCAAUAAAAGCUGUCGUUGAUUCAACCAAUAAUGAUUUUGAUCAUAAUCAUUCUCAAAAUAAUAAUAAUAAAAAUAAUCGACAUCACCGUGAAUCGAUAGCAACAACAACUAUAACAACAAAUAUGAAAAAGCCAAAACAACGUAAAAAUAGUAUGACGGCCAUAAUAGCAUCGUUAUUAUUACCCGAUUCUAUAUGUCAAAAACUUGGUGCAUCAUUAAAUAAUGAUCGUUAUUUUGAAUCGAAUAAUUCAGAAGAAAAUAAUGAUUCGAUUGAAAAUGAAAACAAUGAUAAUCAUCAUCAACAACAAUCAAAAACAAUGAUGUGUUCAUCAUCAACUAAAGAUCAAUCAAAUAAUGAUGAUAAUGUUGGUGAUAAAUCGAUAAAUGCAGCAAAUAGUGGACAGAAUCGUAAACGUAAAGGUUCUAUAGCUCAAAUUACUUCGGCAUCAGCAACACGUCUUGUUCGAUUAUUACGACGUACACAUAGUGCUGGUGCUAGUAAAGAUGUACCAUCAUAUGCAUUAUUUCUUGCUCAUGAACCAAAUGAAAAUUCUGUAUCAUCAAUGAUGCCUUUGUCAUCAACAAAAUUGGGACAAAAUCAUUCAUCACAUUAUAGUAGUAGUAAGGAUAAAUCCAAAUCACGGAAACGAAGACUAAAAGAUAAAUCAGCAAAAAAUCGUCCAUCAUCAUCAACAGGAAAUAAUGGAAACGAUGAUGAAAAGGAUCAUUAUCAUCAUCAUCAUACACGACAUCAAAAUCAUCAUCAUCAUGAUCAUGAUCAACAUGAUACAAUGUCUGGAAGUGGAUCAUCAGGCCUGGAAGAUAUGAAACAACGAUUACGAUUCUUAAGUCGUCGUCAUACAGAUUCAUCAUUACAUGCAUCGACUGUAAGGCCAUCCCGUGACGAAGUGGAAAAAUGGUCAAAAUCAUUUCGUGAUCUAAUGGCUAAUCGAUAUGGUUCAGCAUUAUUUCGAGCAUUUCUUUGUCGAGAAUUUUCCGAUGAAAAUCUUGAAUUUUGGUUAGCCUGUGAAGAAUAUCGAAAAAUACGAUCAAGUAAAUUACGACAUCGUGCAAAGAAAAUUUUUGACAAUUAUGUUGCUGUACGUUCUCCAAGGGAGGUCAAUCUGGAUCAUCAUCUACGUUUGGAUAUACAGAAAAAUCUGGCAACACCAUCAAAAUUUACAUUUGAUGAAGCACAGAAAAAAAUUCAAAGUCUUCUCGAAUCAGAUUCAUAUGUAAGAUUUUUACAAUCCGAUUUAUAUACCGAUCUUGUUGUACCAGAAUUGAAACGUAGUACAACGGCCAACAAUGAUAAUAAUGAUUAUAAUAAUCAUGAUGAUGAUGUUAAUUAUUGUGAUGAUAAUAAAUUUAAAAAAAAUCCUAAACAUUCCAAAGAAACAUCUGCAUCAAAUUCACGUCGUCAUUCGAAAGAUAGCCAAAAUCAACAAUCAACAUCAUCACCACCACCAUUUUUGCCAUGAAAGAAACUAAUAAUCAGAACUAAAAUGGUCAUCAUUCUUAUUCAAUGAAGAAAAUUCAGCCUAAAAAUUCAGAUGUUCCAGUAAUUGUUAUCUUUUCUAGUUCAUACACACAC